Molecule: messenger RNA, 1434 nt
Organism: Schistocerca americana (American grasshopper)
Lineage: Eukaryota; Metazoa; Arthropoda; Insecta; Orthoptera; Acrididae
Product: E3 ubiquitin-protein ligase BRE1A-like
Exons: 4
Coding region: 1-1434 (477 amino acids)
Source: RefSeq, a predicted model, not a curated record
AUGGGUAAGAUAGGACAACCUAAAGCAUCCGUACCAGAAGAACAAAAUUCUGUUAAUAUGGAAAGUGAGGAUAAUUUGCAAUACGUAAAAGAAUCCCAAGCCACCGCCUCGGAUAACAUAAUUUCCGGAGCGGGGGGCGAGGAUCUGUGGACGGUGAAUGACGCUCCACAGCAGAUUGGGAAUAGAGUAACAACUACACUGCCUGGGUUAGAAGAAAGAGAUAGGGAAAGAGAUCAGAAACUGGCUCAGAUGCUCCAUGAGCAAGAGCAACAAAGAGAACAGAAAGAAAGGGAAAAAGAAAGAAUGUCAGAACAGAGGGAAAAACAAAGAGACGAAAAACUGGCUCAGAUGCUGCAUGAGCAGGAGAAAAAAUUAACGCAAAAGCUCAUUGAGCAAGAGCAGCGCAGUGAAGCAAAACUAGACAGUAUCCAAAGCGAACUUGCCGAGAUGCGGGACGCGUGCAAAGAAAUACCCGAUCUUGUGCAAAGCUUAGCCAGCGAAAUGCAAAAAUCACAGAUGUCGCAGGCUAGGCUUGAAGAUAAUGUCCAGACUUUAACCAACCGCGUGGAUAAUGUGGAGAUAGAUGCACGGAAAAGUAUUGACGCAUAUUUGGAAGUGCAAGCUCAAAAAGUAGAAAAUGAAUUAAAUGAAUGGCUAGAAGUAAAGGAUCGCGAGAUAUCUGCAAAGAUUGAAAGCGAUGUAAAAACAGCUGUAGAACAAGCGACUGCGGCCGCGAGUGUAAAUAUUGACGCUAGCGCUGCCGCACUACAUGCCGAAUUAACACAGAUUAAGUCCCGUGUGACUGCGGAGUUGCCAAAUUGGCAACAGGAGGUCGCGCGGAGACUGUCUGCGUUGGAAAGCAAUGUAAACAGUGGCGGACAGAUCAUGAAUCCGAUUCCGCGUACUGAUUACUGUAAUAACGCUGACGGUAGGCAGGGUGCGAGUGCGCAACCGCAACCUAAUGUGAAUUAUGAGCACGAACAACAUGCGAUACCGUGCAGCGCACAUCACGAAGUAAUGAAUGUCCCAGAAUCCGAUUACAAUAGCAACCACAGUAACGGUAGUAACUUGGUACCAAAUGGUAACGGGAAUAGGCAAGAGCACCGGCAACAGAAUCGAGGCACAAACAAUGGCAAUGGUUAUAACGGCAACGGUUAUAAUCGUCAAAAUCGAAAGACACAUCAUGAUGGACGCAUGAGUAAUGGAUAUAAUGGUAACGGGAAUCCGCAAUGGCGGAACAACCGAAACCAGUGGCGUGGUCGUAACGAACCGACACCACAGUGGCAACAAAACACAGCGCCACAAUGGAACGCCAACCCAGGUCCGUCACAGAAUAUGUCAGGGAGUUACAACCGACCACCGCAAAACCAGAGCCAUACACAAUAUCAAAAUACACCAUCGGGGAGACUUUCAUAUGAUACCCUAUUUUUCUGA